Dissoconium aciculare CBS 342.82 is the source of this 351-nucleotide messenger RNA. RefSeq lists its product as uncharacterized. The coding region runs from base 1 to 351 and encodes 116 amino acids. The record is from RefSeq and is a predicted model, not a curated record. NCBI's taxonomy places the organism in Eukaryota, Fungi, Ascomycota, Dothideomycetes, Mycosphaerellales, Dissoconiaceae. The transcript is spliced from 3 exons.
AUGUCGCUCUCAAUCGAAGCGGUCUUGGAAAUCGUUGGUCUUAGCCUGGCCUUACGAAUAGCAUUUGUGAUCACCAUACCCUUAUACAACAGCGUGGUUCGGCCACGACUACCGCCAGCGGUGGCCUACACUUUGGCAACACUGCAAUACUGCGGGAGUCAAUUGAAUGGAAUUACCGAAAGCGGAAUUCCGAACCAGACGGAACGCCUGCUGGAAGACGACUUGGCAGAGAGUGCUUUACCUGCAAAUGGCUUGCCUGACGGCGGCUUUCCACAGUCACAGCGCUUCCACGCUCUCGCUCGCGAAGUGAUCGUUCGAGAAUACGAGACCGCACAAACAAGCGCUUGGUGA